Molecule: messenger RNA, 1206 nt
Organism: Necator americanus (New World hookworm)
Lineage: Eukaryota; Metazoa; Nematoda; Chromadorea; Rhabditida; Ancylostomatidae
Exons: 7
Coding region: 1-1206 (401 amino acids)
Biological process (GO): L-cystine transport
Cellular component (GO): lysosomal membrane
Molecular function (GO): L-cystine transmembrane transporter activity
Source: RefSeq, a predicted model, not a curated record
AUGCUAGUCAGAAUUGCAAUACUGUUCACUGCCUGUUGCUGGUCAGUUCUAGGGAUUGAGCACAACCUUACAACAAAUCCCAACAACGUCGUGCUACAGAUUGGAGAGACUACUAACGUCACUUAUCAUUCUAAUGUCCCGCUUACAUCCAAUAUAUUGUUAUACUUCAACAAAUCGGAUUACUUUGGUACACCUGAUCACAUAGAAGUGGAUCAAACAACACGAGAAGGUGUUCUUCAGGUGACUGGUCUAAAGCCAGUCAGCUCAGUUUAUUUGGAUGUGGCAAACUGCACGAAAGACGACGCUUCAGAAUGUAGACUUGAUACAAAUCACGCUUAUGUCCGCAUCAGUGUCAUCAAGUCACAUCUUAUUAACCUCUUCACAGUAAUUGUCGGGUGGAUGUAUUUUGCAGCAUGGAGCCUAUCAUUUUAUCCUCAGAUAUACCUCAAUUUUAAGCGGAAAAGCGUCACUGGUUUAAAUUUCGAUUUUCUUCUGUUGAAUCUCAUUGGAUUCUCAGCUUAUGGAACAUAUAAUUUAUUGAUGUAUUAUGAUCCAGUUGUACAGGCUGAAUACGAGACUCAGCAUCCCCGUAGUCCUAUACCAGUACUACUUAACGAUGUUGUUUUUGCUGUACACGCUUUCACUGCAUGUGUUAUAACAGCAGCGCAAUGCUUUUUGCUAGAGCGAGAUGGUCAACGAGUAUCCAUUACAUGUAUUGUGCUUGCUUCUAUUCUUAUUCUUUUCGCUGUUGGAUCAGGAAUUGCGACUUUAUUCAAAUUACUCACUGUUCUACAAUUUGUGAUGUGUUUCUCGUACAUCAAAAUGGCGGUCACACUAUCCAAAUACUUUCCACAGAUGUAUUUCAAUUUUCGAAGAAAGAGUACUGUUGGUUGGUCAAUUGGUAACGUGUUGCUUGACUUUACUGGCGGCACGUUGGACAUCCUACAGAUGGUCCUGCAAUGUAUAAAUGCUGCUGAUUGGGUUGCGUUCUAUGGAAAUCCGGUCAAAUUUGGGCUUGGACUAGUGUCGAUACUGUUCGACAUCAUUUUCAUUUUCCAACACUACGUCCUAUACAGAGGAGUACAAGUUGUUCACGCUGAAUACGCAGGGAUUGUGAAUACGGAGGCACCACAAAGUUCGCCUCCAGGAAACCAUGGGCCUAUCAACCCGCCUGAUGAACCGAUAUUUGACGAGGAUAUGCGGUGA